AUGGUAAAAAUAAAACACAAUUCCACUACAACUGAGGAAAAUCUUUGUACAAAUUCCACUAAUCUAACUCCUAGAACUUUUUUUUAUUUCUUCAGACAAACAAAAAUUCAUGUUUUUGUUCCUAAAAGAGCUGUUGGGCAAAUUUUAUUUAAAAAAGAGCUUUCCAUUUCUGAAAUGCAAUGGAAAUCGUGGUUGUGUUGUUGCAAGAGUUGGUGUAAAGCAGAUGUUGAUGUGAAUUGGGCUAAAAAUAAAUUAGAGUUGGGAUUUGACUGA
Molecule: messenger RNA, 273 nt
Organism: Clunio marinus
Lineage: Eukaryota; Metazoa; Arthropoda; Insecta; Diptera; Chironomidae
Source: the annotation of a GenBank genome assembly